Messenger RNA from Lachancea nothofagi CBS 11611, 819 nucleotides. Lineage: Eukaryota; Fungi; Ascomycota; Saccharomycetes; Saccharomycetales; Saccharomycetaceae. The record is from the annotation of a GenBank genome assembly.
AUGCAAUUCUCUACUCUCGCUUUGACCGCCGCUCUCGGUGCCACCUCCAUGGCCCAGCUUUUCAGCAACUCUUCUUCCAAGGCUUCUCCAGCCUCCACUGCUAUCACCACCGAGUACGAAGUUGUCACUGCUUACACCACCUACUGCCCAAACCCUACUGUCAUCACCACCAACAGUAAGACCUACACCGUCACUGCCCCAACCACUUUGACCAUCACCGACUGCCCAUGCACCAUCCCAAAGACGUUCACUUCUUCGGCCGCUGAUGUUGAGGUCACCGUCACCAAGGAGGAAGUUGUCACUGCUUUGACCACCUACUGCCCAAACCCUACUGUCAUCACCACCAACAGUAAGACCUACACCGUCACUGCUCCAACUACUUUGACCAUCACUGACUGCCCAUGCACUCUAACCACUGUGUCUACCGUUACUCACAGCUCUGCUGCUCCAGCCACCACUAGCACUGCUGCUCCAGCCACCACUAGCACUGCUUCGCCAGUUGGCUCUAGCUCUGCUGCCCCAGUCGCCUCUAGCUCCGCUGCUCCAGUCGCCUCGAGCUCUGCUGCUCCAGCUUCUUCCAAGUCUGCUGCUCCAGUUGCCUCUAGCUCUGCCGCUCCAGCUGGCUCUAGCUCUGCCGCCCCAGCUUCCUCCAAGUCUGCUGCUCCAGUUUCCGGCUCUUCCGUCACUCUAUCGUCUGUCACCGUUGCUUCUAAGGUGACUACUGGUGCUGCUGCCGUCUCCACCUACACUGGUGCUGCCAACAAGGUUGCUGUCGGUGGUGUUGCUGGUUUGGCCGCUGCCGCUGCUUUGUUGAUCUAA